Molecule: messenger RNA, 5811 nt
Organism: Myripristis murdjan (pinecone soldierfish)
Lineage: Eukaryota; Metazoa; Chordata; Actinopteri; Holocentriformes; Holocentridae
Gene: flii
Product: FLII actin remodeling protein
Exons: 31
Coding region: 73-3864 (1263 amino acids)
Biological process (GO): actin polymerization or depolymerization; actin filament severing; barbed-end actin filament capping
Cellular component (GO): nucleus; actin cytoskeleton; cytoplasm
Molecular function (GO): phosphatidylinositol-4,5-bisphosphate binding; actin filament binding
Source: RefSeq, a predicted model, not a curated record
GACAGCCCUUCCUUCCACUUCCAGACCAAAAUAGACUGGUGAGGGUUGAGCGGCUGAGAUCCUGAACGAGAAAUGGCUGCCACCGGAGUUCUCCCCUUUAUAAGGGGGGUAGACCUCAGUGGAAACGACUUCAAAGGUGGUUAUUUUCCAGAACAUGUCAAGUCUAUGAGCAGCCUGCGAUGGCUGAAGCUGAACAGGACAGGACUCUGUUACCUCCCAGAGGAGCUGGCCUCUCUGCAGAAACUGGAGCAUCUUUCAGUCAGUCACAACAGCCUGACUACUUUACAUGGAGAACUGUCCAGCUUACCAAACUUACGGGCAGUGGUGGCCAGAGCCAACAACCUGAAAAACUCUGGUGUCCCGGAUGACAUCUUUCAGCUCGAUGACCUCUCUGUGCUGGAUCUGAGUUACAACCAGCUGACGGAGAUCCCCAGGGACUUAGAGAACAGCAGGAACAUGCUGGUGCUGAAUCUGAGCCACAACGGCAUCGACUCCAUCCCCAACCAGCUGUUCAUCAACCUGACAGACCUGCUGUAUCUGGACCUGAGCGACAACAAGCUGGACAGCCUGCCGCCACAGAUGAGACGUCUGGUCCACCUGCAGACACUCAUACUCAACAACAACCCACUGAUGCACGCCCAACUGCGCCAGCUGCCAGCCAUGGUGGCACUACAGACUCUCCAUCUGAGGAACACCCAGAGGACCCAGAGCAACAUGCCCACCAGCCUUGAGGGACUGACACAUUUAGCAGAUGUGGACCUGUCAUGUAAUGAUCUGACUCGGGUACCAGAGUGCCUCUAUUCACUGGGCAGUUUGAAGAGACUCAACCUGAGCAGUAACCAGAUCUCAGAGCUCUCCCUCUGUAUCGACCAGUGGACCCAGCUGGAGACUCUCAACCUCAGCCGCAACCAGCUCACCUCGCUGCCUUCUGCAAUCUGUAAGCUGUCCAAACUGAAGAAGCUGUAUGUGAACUCCAACAAGCUGGACUUUGAUGGGAUUCCAACAGGAGUGGGCAAGCUGGCCAGCCUCACCGAGUUCAUGGCUGCCAACAACAACCUGGAGCUCAUCCCCGAGGGGCUCUGCAGGUGUGGUAAGCUGAAGAAGCUGGUGCUGAAUAAGAACCGUCUGGUGACGCUGCCCGAGGCAAUCCACUUCUUGACAGACUUAGAGAUUCUGGAUCUGCGUGAAAACCCCAACCUGGUGAUGCCUCCUAAGCCAGUUGACAGGACAGCAGAAUGGUACAACAUUGACUUCUCCCUGCAGAACCAGCUGCGGCUGGCCGGGGCCUCACCCGCUACUGUAGCUGCUGCUGGAGGAGGAGCAAGCCCCCGCGACCCCCUGGCGAGAAAGAUGAGGUUGAGAAGGAGGAAGGACUCUGCUCAGGACGACCAAGCAAAGCAGGUGCUGAAGGGCAUGAGCGACGUUGCGCAAGAGAAGAAGCACUUGGAGGAGAACGGCGACCUGAAAUAUGGGGAUCUAAAAACACGGCGAUGGGACAAGAGUUUGGAGAAGCCUCAUCUGGAUUACUCUGAGUUUUUCAUGGAGGACGUGGGGCAGGUUCCAGGUGUGACGGUGUGGCAGAUAGAGAACUUUGUUCCCAUGCAGGUGGAAGAAGCUUUCCAUGGCAAGUUCUAUGAGGCUGACUGCUACAUCAUCCUCAAGACCUACCUAGAUGAUAACGGAGCGUUGAACUGGCACAUCUACUACUGGAUCGGCCAGGAUGCCACACUGGACAAGAAGGCAGGCUCUGCCAUCCACGCUGUCAACCUCAGGAACUUUCUGGGAGCCGAGUGCAGGACAAUACGGGAGGAGAUGGGAGAUGAGAGCGAGGAGUUCACUGCUGUAUUUGACAAUGAGAUCUCCUACAUUGAGGGAGGAACAGCAAGUGGUUUCUACACUGUAGAAGACACAAACUACUCUGUCAGGUUGUACAGAGUUUAUGGCAAGAAAAACAUCAGGCUGGAGUCUGUACCUCUGAAAGCCUCCUCCCUUGACCCACGUUUUGUCUUCUUGUUGGACACGGGGCUGGAAAUUUUUGUCUGGAGAGGAGCUAGCGCUACACUCAGCGGCACCACCAAGGCCAGGUUAUUUGCAGAAAAGAUUAAUAAGAAUGAGCGUAAGGGGAAGGCAGAGAUCACUACUCUGGUACAGAGCCAGGAGCCUCCAGGCUUCUGGGAGGCGCUGGGAGGACAACCAGAAGAGAUCAAGAAGCACGUACCAGAUGACUUCACUCCUGUCAGACCCAAACUAUACAAGGUGGGCCUGGGUCUGGGCUACCUGGAGCUGCCUCAGAUUAACUACAAGCUGUCAGUGGAACACAAAGACUGCAAGGUCAAACUGGACACCAUGCCAGAGCUUAGACUGCUGCAGUCUCUGCUGGACACUAAGUGUGUUUACAUCCUGGACUGCUGGUCCGAUGUUUUCAUCUGGAUCGGGAGGAAAUCUCCCCGUCUGGUCCGAGCCGCUGCCUUGAAACUUGGCCAAGAGAUCUGCUCCAUGUUGCACCGGCCCAAACAUGCCUGUGUAACCCGCAACCUGGAGGGCACCGAGUGCCAGGUGUUUAAGUCUAAGUUUAAGAACUGGGAUGAUGUGUUGAAGGUCGACUACACCAGAGCAGCUGAGACUGUACAACAGAACGACAAUCUGCAGGGCAAGGUGAAGAAGGAUGCAGAGCAGAAGGGCCAGAUGAAAGCUGACCUCACAGCUCUCUUCCUUCCCAGGCAGCCACCCAUGCCCCUCACUGAGGCUGAACAGAUGAUGGAAGAGUGGAACGAGGACCUGGAUGGAAUGGAGGGAUUUGUGUUGGAAGGCAAGAAGUUUGCUCGUCUGCCAGAGGAAGAGUUUGGACACUUCUACACGCAGGACUGCUACGUCUUCCUGUGCAGAUACUGGGUGCCAGUGGAGUAUGAGGGGGACGAGAAGAAGAAGGGUCAAGGGGGGGGUGAGGGAGGAGAGGAGGAGGAGGAGGAGGACAAACAGCCUGAGGAGGACUUCCAGUGUGUGGUGUACUUCUGGCAGGGCAGGCAGGCGUCCAACAUGGGCUGGCUCACCUUCACCUUCUCCCUUCAGAAGAAGUUUGAGAGCUUGUUCCCUGGAAAACUGGAGGUCGUGCGUAUGACCCAGCAGCAGGAGAACCUCAAGUUCCUGUCCCAUUUCAAGAGGAAGUUCAUCAUCCACAAAGGGAAGAGGAAACAGAAGACGGACUCGGCCCAGCCCUCCCUCUACCACAUACGCACCAAUGGCAGUGCUCUUUGCACAAGGACCAUCCAGAUUGGAACAGACUCCAGCAAUCUCAACUCCGAGUUCUGCUUCAUACUCAAGGUACCAUUUGAGAGCACAGACAACCAGGGCAUCGUUUACACUUGGGUGGGAAGAGCCGCCGACCCUGAUGAAGCCAAACUGGCAGAGGACAUAAUGAACAGCAUGUUCGACGACACCUACAGCAAACAGGUGAUUAACGAGGGGGAGGAGCCAGAGAACUUCUUCUGGGUGGGGAUUGGUUGUCAGAAGCCAUAUGAUGAAGAUGCAGAUUACAUGAAAUACGCUCGACUCUUCAGGUGUUCCAAUGAGAAAGGUUAUUUCUCUGUGUCAGAGAAAUGCUCAGACUUUUGCCAGGAUGACUUGGCUGAUGAUGACAUCAUGCUGCUGGACAAUGGCAAAGAGGUUUACAUGUGGGUCGGCACCCAGACCAGCCAGGUGGAAAUCAAGCUUAGCCUGAAAGCUUGCCAGGUUUACAUCCAGCACAUGCGCUCUAAAGACGCCGAACAUCCCAGGAAGCUGCGACUGGUCCGGAAGGGAAACGAGCCCCACUGCUUCACACGCUGCUUCCACGCCUGGGGAGCCUUCAAAACUCCCCCCUCAUAGACACACACUCAUUCAGCCACAUGCACACGCAGACAUACAGACGUUUCGCUGCCAUGUAGUUUUCUACCAGUAAUAAAAUGAUGUCUUUGCCUAGCACAGCUUUACCUAAAGCCCCUCCGCUGUCCUGCUCAGCAUUUCUGCUCAACAGCCUCUUGCACAGUCGUCUACUUGUAAAGAGGUAGCAUGUUUUUCCAGGCUGAUGUCUCCUUAAUACGGACAACUCACCUCCCAAAACUCUAAACAUAACAGAAAAACAAUGUGAAGAGAUUUCCUGUUAGCAAAGCAACGAUGUAAGCAUCAGCCAUGGUGGAAUUCCUUUAAUUUUCUGAUUACAGUUUUAGUCUCUUAGAUAGUGUAGCUGUGCCAAUGAGCAAGAGGCUGUUGACCGUCCCUCUGCUUCCUCUCUGAGGGACAGAAAGCAGAACGGCACAUUUUUUCUACAAGCUUUUUAGCAGCAGGCCUGAAUACAAUAACAGAAUGAAAGAAGAGAUUUAUGUUUUGAGAUAGGUCUAAGGUGUACAGAUGUUUUAUAAAAGAGCUGGACGGAGACGUGUCUGUCCCCCGCUAACAUAUCGGUCCGUCUCGCCGGUUUCUUGCGGCAUGUGCGAGGACGGCGUUGCCCUGCAUGGUGUAGGUCUCAGAGGACGAGGGUCCAGUGCUCAACGCUAUGGGGGGCACUCCUCCCAACUUUGUAGUGCCAUUUUGCUCAAGUCAUGUGAAGUUGGCUCUGAGGCAGUUACUCUCAUUUUUUUAAUCAUUCAUUUGUGGACACUGAGGGACUGAACAGGAAGCAGCACUAUCAUUGUUUUUUUUUUUUUUUUCUGAGGAAUGUUUGUCUAUAUUUUUGUUUGUCUUUUCUUCCAUCAUGAGGAGUGUACUUGGUGUGGGUGUGAGUGAGUGUGUGUGUUUACCCCAGGCGCCUUCAUUGAAAAGGGGUUUUCCCCCCGUCCCACAGUCUGAUUGGUCACCCUUCUCACUUCCUCUCGAAUGUGAGUCAGGCUUCCUAAGAGGCAUAUCAAGCUGGAUUUACGCAGGAAAAAAAGGGGAAUUUUAUUACUGGCUAGUUUUGGGGAACAUGUUAUGAUCACAGUGUUAAAUAUCAGAUUUGCCUUUCCUGUGUGAAUGAGUCCUUGUGGUACGAUCAGAUGGGUUGCACUGCAGCCAGAUGAAACAGCUGACACCAGGCAGCCGGGGGUCAGCGGUCCUGAUCUGAGGGGAGGAGGACGGGAUGCCAGGCUUGCAGCUGUGGGACAGAGCCUUGUUUUACCUUUGGGACAGAGCUGUUUCAGUGUGCAAUCAGCAGAGUACGGGAGAAUCAAAUGAUAGUAACAAUACUGUUUUUUUCUGUCUGUCACAGGCUGGAUUCGAAUUGUCAAAUCAUUUUUUUCUUGAUUUUCUGUAGCCUUGUUAACAAAGGCUUUCAUAACUUUUUUUUUUUUUCGGUGUGUUUUUGACAAUGCGAAUACAAUCCUAAUGGGAGAUCUUCUGCAUCAUAUUAGAGACAUAUCUUGAUAACUGUAAAGCGACCUGUGGUUCCGCUGAUCAGAGCAGUUUUGUUUUUACAACUAAUGGUUAACAGACGAGUUAUGAAAGGUCAAACUGAUCGUAGAUCUGUAUCACCAGGGUGAACUUUAGGAGCACAUAACUGCUGCAGCGCUUCUCAUGAUCAUAUGACCCGUAUAUUCUGCAAAGAUUGGUCCAAGAACCUGAUUAUAGAAAUAGCUAUGAUAGAUACCAAUGAUAUAUUUACAAACAGCUGCAGCCACCAUCAUAUUGUUUCUAUAUACUGUAUUUUGUUGGGUGAAUUGUAUGCCUGUUGGUGUGUUUGUUUGGCUGAGUUAUGUAUGUAUGUGCGUGUGGGUGAUUAUGUGCACAUGCUCCUGAUGCCACCUGCAGAUGCUUUAUUUAUGUAUUUUAUAUGAAAAAUAAAGUUUCACGUCACUAUGA